AUGGGUAAUUGCAAUAUCUACGGUUAAGAGAUAGAAGAAGAAGAUUUAAAUCAAUCAUCAAGGAAUUUUGAAUUCUUGGAACUCUUGGGAUAGGGAAAUUUUGGGAAAGUUUGGAAGGUUCAAAGGAAAAAAACUAAGGAAUACUUUGCUAUGAAGGUCAUGGAUAAGGAAUUAAUAAUAAGGAAGUAAUAUGCUACUGUUGUGAUGUAGGAACAAAACAUACUCACUUCUAUUAGGCAUCCAUUUCUAGUUAAUCUUAUUUCAUCCUUCCAAGAUAAAAAAAGAUUAUACCUAACACUUGAUCUGUUGACUGGAGGAGACUUUAGAUAACAUUUAAAUUACAAUAAGGUGUUUUCGGAAGAAUAAACAAAAUUCUUCAUCGCCUGUAUAAUAGUAGCCUUAGACUAUCUUCAUUCGCAAGGGAUUAUUCAUAGAGACCUUAAACCUGAAAAUCUGGUGAUGGAUCAUAGAGGUUAUCUCAGAUUAACAGAUUUUGGUUUGGCCUCAAUAUGGAGGCCCAACAAUUCCUAGGAGAUAAAUGGGACUUUGGGCUACAUAGCACCGGAAAUUAUGUGCAAAUAAAACCAUGGAAUAGCUGUUGAUUACUUCGCAUUAGGUGUUAUAGCUUAUGAAUGUAUGUUUGGAAAAAGACCAUACAGAGGAACAAAUGCCAAUCAAAUUAGGGAUUUAUUUCUAUCUUAAUAAGUUUAAAUUAAACAAUCCCAGCUUCCGAUUGGCUGGAGCUUAGAGGCUGGAGACUUUAUAAAUAAACUAAUAUAAAGAAAACCAGAAAAUAGGCUCGGUGCUAAUUCUCCAAGUGAUGUUAAGAAUCAUAGAUGGUUUUAAAAUUUCAACUGGCAGAAUUUACAAUCUAAAAUCAUUAUUCCACCUUAUUAACCCAAAAGAAAAUUUAGUUGUGUGGAAAAUAGUUAAUAAUGUUGUGAGAAUAAAAAACAGAUGAACAAAAUAAUUUUGAAUGAUUAGCAAUAAUGUAUUAAUAAAUUUAAACCUUUAGCUUAAUUCGAAGGCUAUUGUUUUGAGGCUGAAUAAAUAAAGAAUAAAGUAUGA
Messenger RNA from Paramecium tetraurelia, 1068 nucleotides. RefSeq lists its product as uncharacterized. Lineage: Eukaryota; Ciliophora; Oligohymenophorea; Peniculida; Parameciidae. Gene Ontology annotation, biological process: protein phosphorylation. Gene Ontology annotation, molecular function: ATP binding; protein serine/threonine kinase activity. The transcript has 5 exons. The record is from RefSeq and is a predicted model, not a curated record.